UAUGAUGACCAAUACGGUUCGUUUUUACUGCCAGGUGCGAAGGCCGCCCGGCGUUUCCAAGACAACAACUCACAAACAAAUGAACGUGCAGGGUUUCCACACAUUGUUUGGUUAGCAAAAACAUGUUAAUCUAACAAUCGACGAAGACACUUGCAGCAAACCUGAAAAAUGUCGUCCACGAGGCAGCGGCGCAACAUUUCUCACAGUCACCAUCAGAGGAUGAUCCUGGAGAACCGCAGACAGGAGGAAAUUCGUGAAGAUCAGGGCAAACGUGUGGCCAAAGAACGGCAGCUUCAGGCUAACCUCCAAUGCGAAGAGAGAGUGGAAAAAAAGCGCUUCCUCCGCAGACUGCAGGAUGAAGAGUAUGGAAAACACCUCGAGGAGACACUUCGUAAAGCAGAGGAGGACCGAGAGUUUAGAGAGAGGCAGCUUGAACAGGAAGAGAGAAUGGCUAAGGAGAUGGCGAGAAUUCAUGACGAGAAACUCCGAGAUGAAAAGAUGAGGCAGUACAUUAAAGAGAACAGUUCUGAGCUUCGAGAGCUAGAGUUAAAGCUGAAGUCGGCCUACUUGAACAGAGAACGGGCAGCACAGGUAGCAGAAAAGCAGGCCAUGCGAUAUGAAGCAACGAGACAAGAAGCUGCUAUCGCCCGUAAAAUAAAGGACGAGCUGGAGCGGGCACAGAUAGAGAAUGAGAAACAAGAGCAGAAGAGGUAUGAAGAGGUGGUGCGAUACCAACAAGAUCUUGAGCAACAGCUUGAGGAGAAGGAGCGCAAGAGCCUGGAGGCGUAUGAGGAGUUCAUCAAAGAGAAACUCCUAGUGGAUGAAAUAGUUCGGAAGAUCUACGAGGAGGAUCAAAUGGAGCGCCAGUUACAACUUGAGAAGGUUACAGCCACUCAGCGGUACAUUGAAGAUUUUAAGAUGCAGCAAGUGGAGUGGAGACGUAUGGAGCGAGAGAGGAUGGAGGCCGAGAACAGGCGCAUCCUUGAAUAUGCUCACUACCAGCAGAGAAGGGAGGAGGACAGGAUGGAGAAAGUUAGAGAGCGAGAGCAGGCGAAAGAGACCCUGCACAAAAUGCUUUCAGAGCAGAUUGAUAUGGAAAGAAGACAGCGAGAAGAGAUGGAGCGUGUCCGUGAGGAACUCGGUUUGGAAGAGCAGGCUGAGGCUGCAAGACAAAAAGAAAUCGAAGAGAUGGAGAAGAGGAUCCGGCAGCGCCUGGAGCUGCAACAGACGCGCCAGGAGAUGAUGGCCUUCAAGCAGAUGCGCAAACAAGCUGAGAAAGAGGAAGAGGAGGCCUUCAGAAGCAUGAUGAUGGCCAAGUUUGCAGAGGAUGACCGCAUUGAGCAGAUGAACGCCCAGAAGCGUCGUAUGAAACAUUUAGAACACAAAAGGGCUGUGGAGAAGCUGCUAGAAGACAGGAGACAGCAGUACCUUGCUGAUAAAGAGAGAGAGGCAGAGGAGAGAGCAAUGGAGCAGGAGAGAGAAGCUCAACGUAGACACAUCAUUGAAGAGGAAAGACAGAGGCUCCUAAAACAGCAUGCUACCAAACUGCUGGGAUACUUACCUAAGGGUAUUUUCAAGGAGGAUGAUCUGAAGCACUUUGAUGAGGAUUUCAGAAACAAUUUCAAACAACAACAGGCCGACAUCUUUUCAGAUGAGGGUUGGGGGGAAGAUUAGCUGUGACAGUUUUUGUCAUGAACACCACAUUAUUUUUCUUUGAGGUCUUAAGUGCUUAGUGCUGGGAUUUUUAAGUUGCUAAAUGCUGUUACUGUAUAUUUUAUUCCACAAACUAUUAGAAAUGGCCAAUGGCAAUGGAUUUUAUCAGACAAAAAAGUUUUUCUUUAUUUUGCUUAAUGACAAAGCUUGAUUGACAUAAAAAAUACUACCUAUAAUAGUAUACAGUGUGUUUUUUUAGUAUACAGACAUGUUCACAUACAUGUCUGCCUAUGCAGUAGGUGUUUAUAUUGGAUAACAUAGAAUACACUCUUCCCUGAGCUGUUUUAUUUUAGACACAAACCAUGUUUUCCAUAAAGCAAUCCCUUUUCUCAAGGAAACAUGAGCAGUUGCUUUCCUUUGAGUGAUUUCAUUGCUUCAUUACAAACUACUGGAUAUGGGCUGGGAAAUGGUUGCCAGCAGGCAGUAUAUCAUACCAUCAAGAAUCUAAUCAGAUAUGACUGCUCCUGCAGUCAAGCCCUUCACUGUCUCAGCAGCUGUCAGUCAUUCCCUUAUUAGUAAGUCCAGAACAUGUCUAUCUGCUGCUAAAAUGUUUCUGAAAGAUUUUCAAAAUGUCAAGCCUCUUUUUAACUCUACUACUCUAUAUAAGUGCAUUACACUUCAGUUGUUUUUUUAAUAAACAUGUAAUGAAUUUCCAUGGAAAGGUCAAUAAACUCUGCUGACCCUGCUGAUUUUAACACUGCAGCGUCAGCAUCACAGGAAAUUCUUGACUUCCUAUUCUAGUCCUGAUGGCCUCAGUCUUAUUGGAUCACAUGAGUCUCUUACGUAGAAGGCCGACAAUAGGAGCUGUUUUGCUUGGCCCAUUACAUAUUCCAUUCUCCUAAUGAGAUUAUAGAAACGACAUUGAGCCUUUGAGAGAUAUAAUGUUACGAUUUGAAUGGUCAGUAAACCUUUUUAUGUGUCUUGCAGCUCAUUUCCUGUGUCAUACAGCAUCAGUGUUUAAUGUCAAUAGAAGCAUAAUGCCUAGCUAACACUGCUAAUCAGUCAGUAACACGCUAUGGUAUGUGAUGCAGUACAUUGGUGGGAAACGCUGAAAAGCUUUUUUUAUUUUGUCUGAUUAUUUUGAAUGAGCAUGAGACAAAAAGUUACGUUCAGCUACUUAUCUAUGGUUUGCUCUGGUUCAUUGGCCAUAUUUGGAGAUCCUGUGUUUGAAUGGAAGUGUACUGUAGUGCGGUUUCAGUGCCAGGAAGUGCUUUUGAUUUCCAGGAUUGUGAAAAGGUAAUCAUAUAACCCAUGCAUUUGGUCUGUUUGGCAUCUGUACAGAAUAAGUGUUUACCAGAUGCACAUGCUAAUGCACAUGUUUAUGCCGGGUCCCAUUUGGGCAUUAGGUG
Molecule: messenger RNA, 3062 nt
Organism: Triplophysa rosa
Lineage: Eukaryota; Metazoa; Chordata; Actinopteri; Cypriniformes; Nemacheilidae
Gene: mns1
Product: meiosis-specific nuclear structural 1
Exons: 10
Coding region: 169-1674 (501 amino acids)
Biological process (GO): cilium organization
Cellular component (GO): motile cilium
Source: RefSeq, a predicted model, not a curated record